AGCUCUUAUCCGCAGGCUUGAACUCCCAAUCUUUGAACGUAAGGACAUCUCAACACUCACUUCACUGCUUCUACCUCAACACUUCCAUCAUCACCUAGUCGCGACUUCGACCCGGCCUGAUGGAGACUGCCCACUCUUCCCUGGUCCACUGAACAAUCCGCGGGCAGCCUACCCCAACUCUGAAAAGUCUUAGCCCACUAUGCAUCUCAGAUUUCGCCGUUUUUUUCGCCGUUCGCGACGCAUCUGGCUCAGAGUCGCUCUUAUCUAUGUUGCAUUCUUUCUCACCUGGGACACUUACGAGCUGUUGCGCUCCCCAUCUACCCAAAACGUCUCAUCAUCGUACCAUCCCAACCCCAACGAGCGCUUUUUCAUAGCAAGUAUUCAUUGGAACAACGAGAAAAUAUUAAGGUCGCAUUGGAAUCGCGCUGUUGUGGAUCUUGUAAAGUAUUUGGGUGCUGAAAACACAUAUGUUGCUGUCUUGGAAAGCGGCAGCUGGGACGACAGCAAGGGCGCGCUUCGGGAUCUGGAGGCCGAUUUGUUAGGCAUGCAGGUGCCGAAUACAAUCGUGCUCGAGGAAAGCACGCAUGAAGACGAAAUGUCCCGGAUUCCGCCUCCCGAUAAACAUGGCUGGAUGUGGACAGCAAGGAAAAAGAUGGAAUUGCGCAGGAUACCGUACCUGGCCAACCUGCGCAACCGUGUCAUGGACAUGAUGCCCCGUGCCAACGAUACCGACCCCAGACCUUUUACGAAGGUGUUAUGGCUGAACGAUGUUGUUUUCACUGUCGACGAUGUUCUCACCUUGCUAUCUACCAACUCUGGCCACUAUGCUGCCGCCUGCGCUUUGGAUUUCUCAAAACCCCCUUUAUAUUAUGAUACGUUCGCUCUCCGCGAUAUCAGCGGAGCCCAACCCGUCACCCAAACGUGGCCAUAUUUCCUAGCAUCGGCCUCACGCGCCGCUAUCGUUUCAGAUCAGGCUGUCCUAGUGCAAUCCUGUUGGAAUGGCAUAGUGGCCAUGGAUGCAGAUCCUUUUUACGCAAACUCGCCUCUAAGAUUUCGUGGCAUCUCCGAUUCUCUCGCGUCCCUGCACCUUGAGGGAUCCGAAUGUUGUCUGAUACAUGCCGAUAAUCCAUUGAGCAGUGUAAAGGGUGUGUGGCUGAAUCCCGAUGUUCGUGUUGGAUAUAAUGUUGAUGCUUAUGACAUUGUCAAAGCGUCUCCAAAUCACUCUUGGCCAUCUUUCCACUCGCGAUUUACAGGAAUAUGGAUCAACCGGUUGGCCCGAUGGGUUGGCACUCCAAGUCGUCUCCUUCAACACCUAGUAGUACUCUCAAGGCUAAGGCAGUGGAAAUCGGCGUCCCCCACAAAAAACCCUAGGAUAGAACCAGGGAUUUAUUGUCUUAUCAACGAGAUGCAGGUAUUAGUAAAGAAUGGUUGGAAACAUCUCUAG
Molecule: messenger RNA, 1444 nt
Organism: Lindgomyces ingoldianus
Lineage: Eukaryota; Fungi; Ascomycota; Dothideomycetes; Pleosporales; Lindgomycetaceae
Product: polysaccharide export protein
Exons: 2
Coding region: 200-1444 (414 amino acids)
Source: RefSeq, a predicted model, not a curated record